AUGUACGCCUUCCACCACCAGCCCCCAGCCGGCGCGACUUUGGCGUACGCCUGCUACCUUUCGGAUUUGACUACGGUGUGGGCCGACUCAAGUAAUAGUGACGAAAUUGCAGCCCACGCUAGGAAAUUGGGCUUGCUGAAGGUCGACACAGACGCCUUGGCCUAUUUGACUAAAGAACUUGAAUCGGCUUUCUAUGAUGAAAGGGUCCAAUGGGAAAGAGUUGGUGCUGAAUAUCACCUCUCUGUGAGCCUUCCAGAUGGCCUCAAUUGGCAAAUGCGGUUGCAAAAAAUGGACGCUCACUACACUGCCAAAUUCUUUGCUUCCUUAAAUGCCUCCCAAUUUGCCAACCACAGCUACCUAGCCUACAAAGUAGCUCAGCUUGAAAAAGCUCUCAGGGCUAAGGAUAAGUACAUCUUGUACUUGGAGGAAAACUACAAAACGGUUAAUGGCUCAGAGCUAAUGAAUAAGUACAGGAGACAGCAUGCAUCUGAUGCUUUUCUAUUGGAACCCUUUUCAAGAGGCUCGUUCAAUGCUCGUGUACACGAGCAAUAUAACUCGUUGGCCCGGAGACUAGAGACUGAUCCGUCCUCGUGGUCCGGUCUUCUUUGGGACGUCAUCAGCUCUGUCUUCCAGGAUAUGCAAACCUGGGUAGCUGGACAUUGGAUAUAUGGAAGUGAUGAUGAGGCAUUCACUCCCGAGAAAGUCUUGAAGGAGACCGCAGUAAAGUCGAAGCCCCUGUUGAAAUCGGAGCCCCUGGUUAAAUCGGAGCCCCUGGUGAAAUCGGAGCCCCUGGUUGAAGCGGAGCCACUGGUGAAAUCGGAGCCCCUGGUUGAAGCGGAGCCACUGGUGAAAUCGGAGCCCCUGGUUGAAGCGGAGCCCAUAGAAAGACCCAGUGCAGUCAAAAGCGAACCCUCACUGGAAUAUGAGGUUCUGCCUUCGAAACGACGCCGUGUUGGUUAUAUGGGACGGAGACCAGCGGCCAAGAAAGAAAACGCCGAUUCAACAAACGAUGCGAAGGAAUCAGAGUCUCGAGAAUCUCCAAAAAAGCGUAAGAGGCUUGGUGUGAUAGGUAAAAGGUGA
Messenger RNA from Candidozyma auris, 1080 nucleotides. RefSeq lists its product as uncharacterized. Gene Ontology annotation, biological process: double-strand break repair. The transcript has a single exon. The coding region runs from base 1 to 1080 and encodes 359 amino acids. NCBI's taxonomy places the organism in Eukaryota, Fungi, Ascomycota, Pichiomycetes, Serinales, Metschnikowiaceae. The record is from RefSeq and is a predicted model, not a curated record. Gene Ontology annotation, cellular component: nucleus.